Zalophus californianus (California sea lion) is the source of this 2133-nucleotide messenger RNA. It is a transcript of the gene GJB6, whose product is annotated as gap junction protein beta 6. Gene Ontology annotation, biological process: cell communication. The coding region runs from base 617 to 1402 and encodes 261 amino acids. The record is from RefSeq and is a predicted model, not a curated record. Gene Ontology annotation, cellular component: connexin complex. The transcript has 4 exons. NCBI's taxonomy places the organism in Eukaryota, Metazoa, Chordata, Mammalia, Carnivora, Otariidae.
CCUGCGCCCCACGGCGGGCGCGCUUCGGAACUUGGCGCUCUCGCGUGUCGCAGCCCGCCGGGAAGCGUCAGGGCAGAGGCGGGGUGGGGCGCGGUUAAAAGACGCUGCAGGGGGGAGCCAGGCCUGCACCCGAAGCCGAGCGCGAGCGCCGACUGCACACUCCCGACACCCGCCCAGGAGUCCGCGGCGCCCCAGCCGGACCUGCUGGCCAGUUGCAGCGGAGGGCGCCGCCCUGCGCCGAGAGCCCCGGGCCCCCGGGCCCCAGACCCCGGCCGCAGUCCCGCGGAGCAGGUAACAUCAUCACUGAACUGAAACUGCACAAAGAUUUAUAUUCGUGUCAUUACUGUGCAACAUCAGCUUUUAGGCAAUCAAAUGGUGUAGAAGAAAGCCUGAAGCCCUUGAGGAGGGAAACUUGCCUAAUUCUUCUCCAGGCCAAUUAGCUGUGAGUCCUUGGAAGAUAGGAAUGCAUGAUUGGAUAGGAAGCUCUCCCCAGCGCUUCUAGCCAUGACCCCCCUGCAUCCCCCAUCUGCUCUGCAGCUUUGUUCAGAACCUACUCAGUUCUGGGAACUGGACUGUGCCUUGGGAUGCAAAGAUGAAAUAGGAAUAGGCCAACACAAUGGACUGGGGUACCCUACACACUUUCAUCGGGGGUGUAAACAAACACUCCACCAGCAUCGGGAAGGUAUGGAUCACCGUCAUCUUCAUUUUCCGUGUCAUGAUCCUUGUAGUGGCUGCUCAAGAAGUGUGGGGUGACGAACAGGAAGAUUUUGUCUGCAACACUCUGCAACCAGGAUGCAAAAAUGUGUGCUACGACCACUUUUUUCCUGUGUCCCACAUCCGGCUGUGGGCCCUGCAACUCAUCUUUGUCUCCACCCCGGCCCUGCUGGUAGCGAUGCAUGUUGCCUACUACAGACAUGAGACCGCCCGCAAAUUUAGGCGAGGAGAGAAAAGAAAUGAAUUCAAAGACUUAGAAGACAUUAAAAAGCAGAAGGUUCGUAUAGAGGGAUCCCUGUGGUGGACGUACACCAGCAGUAUCUUUUUCCGAAUCAUCUUUGAAGCAUCCUUUAUGUAUGUGUUUUACUUCCUUUACAAUGGGUACCACCUGCCCUGGGUGUUGAAAUGUGGGAUUGACCCUUGCCCCAACCUUGUCGACUGCUUUAUCUCUAGACCUACUGAGAAAACCGUGUUUACCAUUUUUAUGAUUUCUGCAUCUGUGAUUUGCAUGCUGCUUAAUGUGGCUGAGUUGUGUUACCUGCUGCUGAAAGUAUGUUUUAGGAGAUCAAAAAGAACACAAAUACAAAGAAAUCAUCCCAAUCAUGCCCUAAAAGAGAGUAAGCAAAAUGAAAUGAAUGAGCUGAUUUCAGAUAGUGGUCAAAAUGCCAUCACAGGCUUUCCAAGUUAAACAUUUCAAAGCACUACGUAGCUGACUCAUAACAAAAGUGGUGCCUUCUGAAGGCAGUGCCCACCGGAAAAUCCCUUCCAUAGGCUGAAGACUUUGUCUUUAUAAAUGCUUUCAUAAUACAUGGAUACUUGAGUUAACUUUUUGUAGAACAAUUGUUCCAUUAAUAUGCAACAUAAUCAAAUAUGUGGUCCAUCUCUGAAACUAAGACAGGAUUACAACUGUGCCUUGAAGUAAAUUUAACAUGUUUAAGUGGACUGUCUGACAUACUAGGUAGUUCCUGAAAAUUUAAGUGUGUAACUGUUGUUGAUAAAGAACAUUUAUGUAGAAAUUGAUACUUUGAUUAGUAAAAGAUAUUUUUAUAGGAUUGAAUGUUUUAGUUCUGACUUUGAAUUUAUAUAAAGUAUUUUUAUAAUGACUGGUCUUUCUUACCUGGGAAAACAUAUGAGGUUAGUUUUAGAAUUAUGCCAUAAGUAUCUAAAUUUUGAACUUACAAAGAGUCUAUCUUGUUGUAAAUAGUGUUUUUGCAAUUUCUAUUGACAAAUUUAUGAACUAUCAUGAUACUCUUAAGGUGGAAAUUGUUCAUUGUACAAUAUAUUUUUAUUGCUUCCUAAAUGUAGACAGAGCUGUAUGGAAGUAGGAAGCUUUUUAAAACUAGAGAAUUUGCAAUCAUUGUGAACAGCUGACAUGAAUGUGCUCGCCUCAAUAAAGAUUAGCCCCAUUGCUUAUGCCUU